CUCUGGUAUAUCCUGGGAACGACAGGAGAGGAUGGUCCACCGGCUCAGCGCAUCUAAUCUGAUAUGACAGAUGAACUAAGCCUCUCCUACGUGAUUCCCUCUGCCGAACCACGGCCGAACUUGCUUCACUUUGGUCGGUGGCAAGACCGCGGAAAAGCCCCAAUAAUUCUCGCUCGACGUCCCACUAUAUAAACCUCUACCUAUGCUGCCUAUCAUCCUCAUCCCCUCUUCGAGUCUUACAACUCAGCAGUCUCAGCUCAACCAUGUCUUCAACCGACGUUCUUGUUGUUGGCGGAGGUCCCUCUGGCCUCGUCACCGCCCUCUGCUUGGCGCAGAACGGUCUUCGUGUCCGCGUCAUUGACAAGCUCACCACCCCACGCCGCGGGCAGAAGGGUUCUGGCAUCCAGCCUCGUACACUCGAGCUCUACAAGGAGCUCGGGCUGCUGGAUGACCUCGAGAAGCGGUCGGGCUUUCCGCAGCCCAUAGUUCACUACAAGUUGCCGGGUGGCACCGAAGUCCUUCGAGAGUUCAUCAUGAUACCUUAUGUCGAGCCUACGCCUGACACUCCAUACUCCAACAUCCUCAUGCUCGGUCAGGACCGUCACGAAGAGUUGCUGCGCGAGCACCUCGAGCGCUACGGCAUCAAAGUCGAGAUGAGCACCGAACUCCUCGACUUCAAGCAGGACAAGGACGCGGUUCACGCUCGUAUCGCCAAUGAUGGUGCCGUUGAAGAACUCAAUGUUGCCUUUGUCGUCGGAGCGGACGGCGGUCGCAGCAGCGUGCGAAAGCUUCUCGGUCUCAACUUCGAGGGCGAGACGCGCGAACUGGAUAGGAUUGUGACCGGUGACAUGGUCGUGAAGCCCGGUCUCGCACUUGACAAAUGGCAUAGCUGGGGUGACGCGAAGAGCAAAAUGAUCCUGUUGCGCCCGUGCGAAGGCGUCGAUUCGGACAAGGUGGCAGUCAUAGCGAGCGGGCCUGAUCUCGAUUACGACAAGGUCGCCUCCAGUGGGGAGGAACUCGCUAAGACUUUCUACAAUAUUUCCGGGCGUACCGAUGUUCUGUUCGGGGAAGUCAUAUCGUUGUCUGUCUUCAGGCCAAACAUCCGUAUGGUGAGCAAGUUCGGUGAGGGACGCGUCUUCCUGGUGGGAGAUGCGGCGCACACCCACAGCCCCACUGGCGGUCAAGGCAUGAACUCGUCCGUACUGGACGCGGCCAACCUCUCCUGGAAGAUGGCUCUCGUCUUCAAAGGCAUCGCUCCCCUCUCUCUCCUGGCAACCUACAGCGAUGAGCGUGUGCCCGUCAUCCGCGAGAUGCUCGGGCGAACGACGCGCCUCCUCGACCGCACGAUGCGCCCUGGCGAGAACCCCGACGAGGGCUGGUUCCGCGGCGGCCCGCUCUUCAUGCUCGGUAUACACUACCGCUGGAGCUCCCUCGCCAUCGACGAGCGCCGCGAGCCUCCCGUCAUAGACGAGCGGGAGAGCGCGUACGUUGGGGCUCAUGGCGUGUGCGCCGGUGAUCGCACUCCUGACGCGCCCGUGGAUGGGGAUGUCGUCCAGCUGUUCGACGUCUUCAAGAUCACGCACCACACCGUGCUCGUCUUCUCCAAGGACUCGCCGUUCGUCGAUGCAGUCACAGCUGUGGUCGAGCAUUAUCCGAAGGGCCUCGUUGACGUUGUAGCGAUAACGCCUCGCGGUUCCGCGAAGGGGACCACGAUGAAAGCGACCCACACGGUAACGGACAAGGAUGGCGUAGCCUACAAGGCAUACGAGGUCGCCGAUGAUCCAACCAUCGUCGUCGUGAGACCUGAUGAAUUCAUUGGGGCCAUCGUGAAGAACGUCGACGGCAUGAAGAAGUAUUUCAAGCGUGUCUUCGUCUAAGGCCUAGUGGGGUUGCUUGCUAUGAUACCAACCUGAUGUACCCUGAUAGUGGCCGUAGUAUUGCUUGUG
This is a messenger RNA of Schizophyllum commune H4-8, 1946 nucleotides long. RefSeq lists its product as uncharacterized. The record is from RefSeq and is a predicted model, not a curated record. NCBI's taxonomy places the organism in Eukaryota, Fungi, Basidiomycota, Agaricomycetes, Agaricales, Schizophyllaceae. Gene Ontology annotation, molecular function: FAD binding. The transcript has 9 exons. Bases 264 to 1877 code for a protein of 537 amino acids.